AUGGAGGUUAUUGCUGUUCUCCUCUGGCAUGUUUGGAAAGCACGCAACAGAUGUCUAUUUCAUCACCAGGAGCCAGAUCUCGUCUUCGUUGUGGAAGCGGCAUGGGCUACCUCCAACUUGGGGAAGCAUUUGCAGUCCACCAUAACAAGAUCCAUCCCCCCUAGCUCGGCUCCAGGAUCUCUGUGGAGGCCCCCUGAUCCUGGUACAUUAAAAAUCAACAUAGAUGGAGCCUUCAGAAGUGGUAAUAUCUCAGGAUCAACUGCAUAUAUUUGUCGUGAUCAUACUGGUUCUAUGCAAGAAGGUUUCACCUGUGCAGCCACAGCAAAUUCUUCUUUGCAGAUCGAAGUCCAAGCUUUGAAUAUAGCACUGCGCCAUCUUCUGCGGAUCGAGAAGUCUGAUGAGCCCCUUAUCAUCGAAACGGACUGUCUCCAGGUGGUCGACGCCGUGCACGACCCUCAGAAGACGCCAUGGGAGAGCCGCUCGCUGCUAGCGGAAACAGCUGCCUUACUCCCCUGUUUCUCUCAUCUUCUCAUUAGGUUUACCAAACGCAAGACAAACGCACUUGCGGACUGGGUUGCCAAGGCCCAUUCUCGCGGGUCCCUGUCUUUCGCUGAUGUUUUUCCCCCUCCCCCAGCUUUGUUUAAUAUACUGCUUUCGAACGCAGUACAAGCGGGUUGUUUUUUAGCAUUACUUAAAUGA
This is a messenger RNA of Eucalyptus grandis, 699 nucleotides long. RefSeq lists its product as uncharacterized. Bases 1 to 699 code for a protein of 232 amino acids. The transcript has a single exon. NCBI's taxonomy places the organism in Eukaryota, Viridiplantae, Streptophyta, Magnoliopsida, Myrtales, Myrtaceae. Gene Ontology annotation, molecular function: RNA-DNA hybrid ribonuclease activity; nucleic acid binding. The record is from RefSeq and is a predicted model, not a curated record.